UCAAUUACACUAAAAACUUUUGAAUUGUCACAUUCAACACUCUCGAUAAAAUGGAGUCGGUGGCCUUUCGCGAAACUGAUAAGUCCAUGUCCACCACGCUACUGAAUUAGUACAGGUAAAAGGUGUCGUAGUUUCUAUUUCGCCUCGCCAUGCACAAACCCGUGCUUAUGAAGCAAAUGUAGGUGAUCGAGUCUAAGAGCGUCGAAUCGGAUCAGAUCAAACAAUUAAUCACUAUACGAAGCUACGUUGUAGAGAAGCCAAAGCUAAAAGCGCCAUGCUCACCGAAUUACAUCAAAGCGAACUGCACAUUUUGCGCAAAAGCAUGAUUUAAUUUAUUAUUUAUUCGACUUUAGUUUGAUUUUUAAGCUUAAAUUAAAAUCCAAACCUCGAUUUUCUUUCCGCGGUAUUAUUAAAUAUCGAUAAUAAAUAAAAUUGGCAACCGUGUGGAAGAAAGCAGCUGUUAAGCUAACAAGAAGCACACUGUCAUCCACACGCCGAUUCAAAUCACAAAUACAAACAUAACUAAAUUCUAGCAGUCAAAAUUAUCAACAGGGCUUUUAUCAAUAAAAAUUAUAAUUAAUUUGCACAUUUGCCUUACUACCCGCUCCGUUGGAAAAAUUAAGAUGUCAACUCGUCGCCAGACCAUAACAUUAUAUAGAAAUUUACUUCGUGAAGCGGAGAAGCUACCCGCCUACAAUUUCAGAAUGUAUGCAGUUCGCAAAAUACGGGACACAUUUCGUGCCAAUCAGACGAUUAACGAUUUCAAGGAGAUUGAUAGACAAGUGGCCAGCGGAAAGAAUAACCUGGAAUUAAUUCGUCGACAGGUGAUUAUUGGACACCUGUACACAUCAGAGAAGCUAGUUAUUGAACAAAAGAAAACGCUGCGACCAUCGGAUGACUGAAAACGGACCAGCUUGAAAAGGACGAUUAGAGAAGCCAGCUGCAUCACAUGUAUAUGAAAGAACACAACUGGAGACAAUAGUCAGAGCACAUGAGCGGCCUUUAAAGAGUCAAAAGACUCGCCUAAUUUGUUGAAUUCUGCUUAAUACUGCUACUGUUAUCGUUUUUUACGUCAUAUAUAUCUAGUUAUUUAAUAAUUAAUUGCAGAGCGCCAAAAGAAAUAAUAAUGUUCAUA
Drosophila busckii is the source of this 1135-nucleotide messenger RNA. RefSeq names its product protein bcn92 (gene bcn92). Lineage: Eukaryota; Metazoa; Arthropoda; Insecta; Diptera; Drosophilidae. The record is from RefSeq and is a predicted model, not a curated record. The transcript has 3 exons. Bases 624 to 902 code for a protein of 92 amino acids. Gene Ontology annotation, biological process: iron-sulfur cluster assembly. Gene Ontology annotation, cellular component: mitochondrion; L-cysteine desulfurase complex.